AUGAAAAAGUCGAAAUACGAAAGCUUAUGGGAAUCUCCUAAACAUGAUAAAACAUUUUCUGAUGCAAUUGAAGUGAGUUUAUAUCGAUUACAAAAAAAAAAAUUGUUAAUUGACUCUACUGAAGAUGAAAUAUCUGAUCAAUCUAUUCGUCUUGGAGUUAAAAUAUUCAAGGCUAUAAUGAAUGUAAGAAAAAGCUUUUUAAUGAAGGAAAAACUAAAAGAACUUAAUGUCAAACUCAAAGAGAAUAAAGAAGAAGAAGAAAUAAGUGAAGAUGACAUACAGAAUGAAUCCAUGUGCAUUGAUCAUCAACAAGUGUCAGAAACAUUAGACAAACAUCAAAAGUCUUUUGUCUAUGAAAUUUCAGAGAGUGAAUCUGAUGUUCCUGAAAUGAAUAAUGAUCAAACGAUAAACAACUCUACUUACUCACUUGGAUAUGAUGAAGAAGUUGAAGAAUAUUCAACGAUGGACGAGAAUCAAAUGUUAUUGUCUAAUGACAAUAACAAAUUGAAGUGUACUUCAUCAGCUGUAAUUUUAUCAGAACAAAACAUACAACAGGUUGAUACAGGUGGUGUUAAAAGAAAACUGAUGGAUAAUGACAGUAAUUUACUAACAACACAAAACAAACGACUAUGUGUUGUUGAAACAUCAAUCAACCAACAGUCUGGACCAAGCAGUACUAGUGCUCCAAAAAAUUACGCAUUAAAAGAAAAAACUUUAGAUAGAAGUUUGCAUAAUGAACAAAAUGCAUGGAAACCAAUAGCACGUUUGCAAAUAAAUAACAUAACACCUGAUUAUGAAACACAAGCACUCUAUAAAAAAGUACAGUGUAUAUUGAAUCAACUAACAGCAGAAAACAUGGAUAAAUUGACUCAAGAAGUUAAAGACUUGAAUAUCAAUACACGUGAAAGAUUACAAGGUGUUGUUAAUUUAAUAUUUGACAAAGCUAUCAAUGAACCCAAUUCCACAGCAAUAUAUACAGUAAUGUGUAAAAAAUUAGCAGACAUGCAAGUUGAUAUGAGACAAGAAAAUGAAACAAGUUUUCAUAUUUUAUUAUUAGCACAUUGUCGACAUGAGUUUAAAAAUACUACUAUUGAUAAAUAUGCACGUGAUGCUAAACUCAAAGAAAUUAGAAAAUGUAAUGAUAUUGAGAAGAAGAAAAAACUAAUAUCAUCACUUAUUGAUGCUGAUCGUCCUUUAACUGGGAAAGCAGUUGGUAAUAUAAGAUUUAUUGGUGAAUUAUUUAAACAAGAUAUGCUUAAAACUUCCAUUAUUGAUAGAUAUAUAAAAGAUUUAUUGACACCAGUUGAUUACAAUAUUGAAUGUCUUUGUAAAUUAUUAACAACAAUUGGUGCAAAACUAGAAAAAUCAAUGAAUAAUAAUUUUGAUUACUAUUUUAAUCGAAUGUCUUCAUUAGCCAGUAAUGAAAAACUAAGCUCAAGAGUCAGAUAUAUGGUUCAAGAUGUCAUUGAUUUAAGAGCACAAAACUGGAUACCAAAAAGAGAUGAUGAGAGUUAUCCAACAAUAAUGAAUCAAUUCAAUAACAAUGGCAGUCAACAAUAUCAUACACAAAAAGCAGGAAUUGCAGAGAAAGCAACACCACGUUUGCCAGUAAGUAACGAAACUAAUGAUUCUCCAAUACAAGCAUUUCAUGAAAAAGUACGUGAUAUAUUGAAUAAAUUAACACGAGCAAACAUUGGUGGAUCGACUCAACAAAUCAAAUUAUUGGGUAUUAAUACUCAUGAAAAAUUAAAAUGUGUUGUUGAUUUAGUUUUUGAAAAAGCUAUUGAUGAACCAAACUUCGAAGCAGUAUGUGCAGCAUUAUGUGAACAUAUGCGGCAAAAAUUAUGCCAACAAAAAUUUGUUGUUGAUGAUAUAAAACAGAAUAACAAUAAAAAACAAAGAAAGCGUUUGACAUUUCAAGCUUUAUUAUCAGCACGUUGUGAAAAUGAGUUUGAAAGUGCUACUGUUAAUGAAGUUGCACGUCGUAAUAAACUCAAAGAAAUUGAGAAAUGUAAUGAUAUUGUAAAGAAAAAAGAGCUGACAGUAUUACUAAAUAAUGCUGACCAUCUUUCAUGUAUAAAAUCAGCUCGAUAUUAUAAAUUUAUUGGUGAAUUAUUUAACUGCACUCUUAUUAGGAAGGUUUUUUUAAAAAAAUGUGCAAAUUUUUUAUUAACAAUACCAGAUGAAAGAAAAAUUGAGUGUCUUUGUGAAUUAUUGAAAACAAUUGGUCAAAUGCUGGAAACUUCAAACGAUAAUCAUUUUAAUUGCUGUUUUCAAGAAGUGAAUUCUUUAGCUCUUAAUGAACAACUAAGCUCAAGAGUUAGAUGUAUGCUUCAAGAUGUCAUUGAUUUAAGAGCUCGACAGUGGGAACCAAUAAGAGACGAAAAUAAUACAAUGAAACAUGUUGAUGAAGAACGUGCAUCAUCAAAAAAAGAUGAUAAAAAUAUUGAAGGUGAACUUAAAGUGAAAGCAACUAAAAAUGUUGCUAUUGCUACAUCAACUUCAAUGGAAGCCAACCCACAGACAUCAAUUCGAUUCCCCGGAUACUGGAGCGAAUACAGACCUUUAUACAGAAUAGAAAUUCAACCUAAAAAUUAUAGGGUCUAUACUUAUCUUUUUUAA
Aphidius gifuensis is the source of this 2622-nucleotide messenger RNA. RefSeq lists its product as uncharacterized. The record is from RefSeq and is a predicted model, not a curated record. The transcript has 6 exons. Gene Ontology annotation, molecular function: protein binding; mRNA binding; translation initiation factor activity. Lineage: Eukaryota; Metazoa; Arthropoda; Insecta; Hymenoptera; Braconidae. Gene Ontology annotation, cellular component: eukaryotic translation initiation factor 4F complex. Bases 1 to 2622 code for a protein of 873 amino acids.